AUGGCAAUGGCGGCCGUGGUCUUCCAUCCGGUGCCGGCGUCCGCGGAGUACUACCUGAUUGGGGACAAAGCUGGCUGGACCCUCAACUAUACCAUCGGCUGGCCGGAAGGGAAAGCCUUCAAAGUUAACGACAGUCUAUACGGAGUGGCAUAA
Miscanthus lutarioriparius is the source of this 153-nucleotide messenger RNA. The record is from the annotation of a GenBank genome assembly. Lineage: Eukaryota; Viridiplantae; Streptophyta; Magnoliopsida; Poales; Poaceae.